This is a messenger RNA of Diaporthe amygdali, 420 nucleotides long. RefSeq lists its product as uncharacterized. Bases 1 to 420 code for a protein of 139 amino acids. The transcript has 2 exons. Lineage: Eukaryota; Fungi; Ascomycota; Sordariomycetes; Diaporthales; Diaporthaceae. The record is from RefSeq and is a predicted model, not a curated record.
AUGCUUGGCAAAGUCAAACACCAUGGGGAAAGAGUCAACGGCUUGUCAGUCGCUCUUCGCCCCAUCUCGGCCAAGGGGCAGAUCUUUGCCAAAGGUCGCGUCGUCGGCCCCGUCGAAACAAAACAUCAGCUGUUCCAAACAAAGGAGCAGCUCAUAUCCCCACCAAUACCCGCAAGAUCUGCCCACUGGCAUCAUCCUAGACUGCUUGUCAGGCACAAGCUUUUGGUCCAAGAAUGGCAAUUCUGUGCCGUUGCUAUGGCCUUCAAGCGAAGCCAACCCCUGGCCCUGAGCAGGACGGAACUGGAGCCCUUACCGAGUCCCGACUCCAUCUGGAAAAUUGCAGUGGGAGUGCAUCUGACGAGGGUUGAUGGAGGAACAAGGCCCGAGUUUUCCGUUGAGAUCAUGCUGGGAGAUCUGUAG